This is a messenger RNA of Lodderomyces beijingensis, 612 nucleotides long. NCBI's taxonomy places the organism in Eukaryota, Fungi, Ascomycota, Pichiomycetes, Serinales, Debaryomycetaceae. The record is from the annotation of a GenBank genome assembly.
AUGUUGAGAGUUCGCACCACCACGAGAACAGCAUUGAGGUUCCUUCCACCGCUAGCGCACCGCGCAGCGAUACCACGACCAUACCGCACCUUCGCCACACAAACACCCAGCGAGCCCGCUCCAAAAUCCAAGCAACCCCCACAACCAUCACAGCAGCAGGCUCGAAAAUCCGAUUUGGCAUGGACGGGCGAAGAGCUAAACUACGACGAGAUAUCCCCGCGUGCAUCCUUCGACUACUUCGUGCGCGACUUGCAGACCGUGAAACGCCACUUCAACUCGCAACCUUUCGCCCAGAUCUCACCGGGAUGUCUCAUUGACAAGUUGAUUGACGUUGUCGAGGCCAACGUUGAAGAUGGCAAGUUGAGCACGAUUAAGCGCGAGGUGUUUGACGUUUACCCGUUUAUCCGCUUGAUUAAUGUUCUCCCUGAGGUGUGGCGCGUGCAUUGCGAGUCGACGCGCGUGUUGGAUGAGUGGGCUCAGAUGAGGGUGGACGUGGGCGAGGGGGAUGAGGUUAAGGUUUUGCCGAAGCGGUAUGCUGUUGAUGCUUAUAAGGAGCGGUUUUUCAGACCGAAGCGGUCUGGUGAGGGCGAGAGCGAGAGCGAGGGAGAGUGA